Molecule: messenger RNA, 515 nt
Organism: Brassica oleracea var. oleracea
Lineage: Eukaryota; Viridiplantae; Streptophyta; Magnoliopsida; Brassicales; Brassicaceae
Product: F-box protein DOR-like
Exons: 3
Coding region: 21-515 (164 amino acids)
Molecular function (GO): protein binding
Source: RefSeq, a predicted model, not a curated record
UCAAACGUCUCCCUCCAGCAAUGGAAUCACGGCGGCGCAACGUCGCGGGGGAUCCUAAAACCAUCAGCAAACCACUUGAUGCUGAAGAGUUCUCGUCGAUGAUCCCAAUCGAACUAACCAUAGAGAUAUUUUCGAGGUUGCCACUAAAAUCUAUUGCGAGAUGUCGUUGUGUAUCAAAGCAUUGGGCUUCGAUACUUCUCCGUCCUGACUUCACGGACCUGUUCUUCACCAAAUCGCUGGCUCGACCGAAGCUAUUGUUCGCCUUACCAAAGGUUUGCUUUGAUGUCAGAUCUGAGAAGUACAGCUUUGUUAAACCCCCGGAAGGAGGAAUGUUUAAGCUGAUAAACUUCCAAGUUUUGUCACCGCGCUUUCCAUCCUACCUUUACUACUACAAUUUCGUCAGCGAAGAUAUAUCAAGAGUUGAAAUCCAGGGAAUUGAAGCGUUUAAGAAGGAUUCCGAAGCUCACGUAAUUCUGAACCAUGUCGAGGACGCCAAGAUUAUGGAAUUGUUUUAG